CCCAUGUUAUUUCUUAUUGAGAUCGCGUUUAUUACAAAUCGAGUAGAACAAUCAAGUACAUUAUUUAGUGCCCUAAAAACUAAUUUACAAUCAAAGUAAAACGUAUGUGAAAUUAGUGAUCCUCUGGUAAAGUUAUACAAGUAUUGUAUUAUUCAAAACAAUAAAAUGUUCCGUAAAUUGGUCAAACUAACUGCCGUUCGCAGUGUUAGCGUAAAAAAUUUACGCGAAAAAAGUUCCAUUCGAUUCAGUUCCGCUGGAGUCAAUCAAUUGAACACUCUUGAACAACAUAACAGUUCGCCCCUCAAUUACAGUACACCAUUUUCUUCCGAUUUAACAACUGAAUUACGUAGAGAAAAUGCACAAUUCAUGCGCGUAUUUCCAGAUUUGAUUCGUGAUUUGACCGAAUUUUCUUCGAAACAUUAUGAAUUAAGAGAUGCUGCGAAUCAUUUCGCUAAGGCGUUGGAGUACAACGUUCCGCAUGGAAAAAAAGUUCGCGGUCUGACGGCGGUGAUUGUGUACAAAGAUUUGAUUGGAAAAGAGCAUCUAACACCUGAAAAUAUGCGUAAUGGCCACAUUCUUGGAUGGUGUGUUGAACUUCUUCAGUCCGUGUUUUUGAUGUCUGAUGAUAUAAUCGACCGUAGCCAGAUUCGACGCAAUAGGCUGUGCUGGUACAAACUGGAUGACGUACAAUCGAUUGCUGUGAAUGAUAUUCUGAUGAUAGAAAACGGCUGCUAUUUCAUUUUAAAGCGAUUCUUCAGCCACCUGUCGUGCUAUACCAAUAUGUUUGAAUUAUUCCACGAAACGGCCAUGAACACAUUCGUCGGGCAGUCGCUCGAUUUUCAAAUAGCCAACGACGGCAUCGAACACUUUUCAAUGGAUAAACACAUCUCCAUGUCGAAUCAUAAAACAUCACAUUUUGCAUUCUACACACCGAUCGCACUGCCGAUGCUGUUGGCCGGAUACGAGAAUGCAAAAAUUUUCGGGGACAUCAAGACGAUAUGCUAUGAAUUGGGCCAUUUUUAUCAGUCGCAAAAUGAUUUUCUGGACUGUUUUAGUGAGUCAGGCGUUUUGAAGAAACCCGGAACAGACAUUGAAGAUGGCAAAUGCACAUGGUUGGCGGUUACAGCAAUGGAACAUGCCUCGGAUGAACAAAAGGCCAUUUUGAAGAAAUGCUAUGCCAAAAACGAUCCUGAAUGCAUCGAUCAAGUCAAGCAGAUAUACAACGAUUUGGAACUUUCCGAGGUGUACAGUCAAUACGAGGAGAAUACUUAUAAUCGCAUCAAAAAGAAAAUCAAACAAUUUUCACAUGUACACAAAUUACCGCAUCAAUUUCUACUGAAAACAUUGAACCGAACAUUCAAUAGGUCAUGAAUUUAAUUUAAGAAAAUUGGAUAAGGAAAUAGAAUUAUAAUGAUAAUUGAGUUUACUAUUUAAAUAUUUUGUUCCAAUUAAAUUUUGUAACCAAAUUUAUUUUAAUAAAAUAAUUAAAUUGAAUCCUUUUUAAGUGGAUGAA
This is a messenger RNA of Sitodiplosis mosellana (orange wheat blossom midge), 1513 nucleotides long. RefSeq names its product farnesyl pyrophosphate synthase-like. Gene Ontology annotation, molecular function: (2E,6E)-farnesyl diphosphate synthase activity; dimethylallyltranstransferase activity. NCBI's taxonomy places the organism in Eukaryota, Metazoa, Arthropoda, Insecta, Diptera, Cecidomyiidae. The transcript is spliced from 7 exons. Gene Ontology annotation, biological process: trans, trans-farnesyl diphosphate biosynthetic process. The record is from RefSeq and is a predicted model, not a curated record. Gene Ontology annotation, cellular component: cytoplasm. The coding region runs from base 166 to 1371 and encodes 401 amino acids.